This is a messenger RNA of Cygnus olor (mute swan), 2973 nucleotides long. Its product is annotated as hepatocyte cell adhesion molecule-like. The transcript has 12 exons. The record is from RefSeq and is a predicted model, not a curated record. The coding region runs from base 867 to 2177 and encodes 436 amino acids. NCBI's taxonomy places the organism in Eukaryota, Metazoa, Chordata, Aves, Anseriformes, Anatidae.
UUUUUUCUCCCUGCACUUCCGAGGACGGGGAGGAAGAGAGCAGCGUGCUGAAUCAGAGCUGGUGCUAGGACAGCUGUGCUGGGGCUCCACAGAACCACAGAACGGGUUAAUUUUUUUUGCUGGGAGGCUGGAGCGAGGCUGCAGGGACGGCACAGCCCUCCAGGAGUGCACUGCUGCUGCUUUAGGAGAAGAACAACAGGGCGAGGCCACCAGAUCAGGAUGAGGAAGCUGAUGAGGCCUUCUACUGAUAGCAGCCUCAUGAUCACAGGCCCUGGUUAUCGUGGGGGAUUUCAACUACCCUGACGCUUGCUGGAAGGCCUACUCAGCCAGCCAUCCGCAGUCCAGGAGGUUCCUCCAGUGCACUGAUGAUAACUUCCUGACGCAAAUGGUGGACGUGCCAAAUAAGAGAGGAGCGCUGCUGGGUCUUGUCCUCACUAACAAGGAGGAGCUGGUUGAAGCGGUGAAGGUCUAGGGCAGCCUUGGUUGCAGCGACCCUGAGAUGGUGGAGUUUGGGAUCUCAUGUGGCAUGUGGCAGGAACAGAAUACUGAGCAGAAUUGCAUCCCUGGACUUCAGUAGGGCCAACUUUGGCCUUUUCAAGCAAUUGCUAGGGGAAUCCCAAAGGACAUGGUGCUUGAAGGAAAAGGAGCCCAAGAUAGUCGGUUAGCGUUCAAGGACUGCUUCUUCCGAGCUCAAGAUCAGAGCAUCCCAACAGAUGCUGUUCUGAUGUUUGCAGGGGUCCAUGGAAGCCAGCUGGAUGCUGCCAGGAGGCUGGUCCAUCACUGCUAGAGCGACCCUCCUCAGAGCGCGUUGCUGCAGAAGGAGCUCAACCCUCGUGCUGGUUUGAAAGCACCUGCAGGUCUUUGCCAUGUCCUUCGCAGGCUACCUGCUGCUGCUUUUGAAGGGGUCCUGUCUUGCAGCAGAAAUGACACUAACAGUGGCAGAGGAAGGAUCCUCUGUCAUGAUGCACGCACCGGCUAUCAAGAAUGUGAACUUGACCGAGUGGGAAUACAUAAGAGACAGCACCCCCCAAUUCAUCCUGCAGUACUAUGCGGACUCACAGUUAAUAACCAUUUACCCAGCUUACAAAGACAGAGUGGUUUUCUACCAGAACAAUGGCUCCUUUGUCCUGCAGAAGCUGCGAGAGAUGGACAGUGGCAUCUAUAAAGCAACAGUUGACUUGAUGCAGGACAAAGCAAGAAUGACCUCUCUUAGAGUGAUCAAGCCCUUGCCCCAGCCCAAGCUCCUGAGCAGCUCAAACCUGGCCGGUUCACUCAUCAACCUGACCUGCAUGCUGCCAGAAGGAAUGGUGGCUGAUGUCUCCUGGAAGAAGGACGGACAUCCCCUUCCUCCUGAAAAGUGCUGUCGGCUCACUUGGAAGACCACCAUGCUGCAGAUAAGGAAGGCAGAGAAGUCGGAUUGCGGCUCCUACUCCUGCAUAAUCAACAACUCCGUAAGCUGGAAGGAGGCAGCCCUCAACCUGACCGUGACAGGUCUUACACCUCCUGUCCGUGCUGCACAGAUGAUGACCGCUGCUGUGCUGGUGCUCGCUGCUAUCUCUGCCAUCCUCUUCAUUAUCCAGCUCUGUCAGCUGGGGAAGCACAAACUCGGAAAGGAAGCAUGGAAAUGGUUAAUGAUGACCAUUCUAGGGCUGCUGUGCACCUCUUCUCUCCUCCUGUUUGCUGCCUCUGUCAUCUGGAUGCAGGAAGAUGGUCAUUCCGCUGCCUUCAUCCUGCUCGGGCUUUUCCUCAUGGCUGUGAUCGUGGCCACGGCGCUGACAGCGGUGGCGAUGGCGCCGUGCAGACCAGCAGUGCUCACACACUUCAGGUCCAAAGGCUGGCACCGUGUCAUCCUGUGCAUUACAGCCACGACGCUGGUAGUCAACCUGCUGUUCACCAGCCUCCUGCUCCACAGCUUCCAUCAGCUCCACGAGCGGGGCUGCUCAGAGGCUGUCGAUCUGACCAUCGGCUUCAUCAUUCCUGCUGUGGCAGUCCUCCCCAUACUGCUGCUCCUCUUCCGGUGUUCUUACAAGAAUAAGCGGGAGAAGCAGCAGCAGCCGGACACCCAGGAGGCCACCCACAGCUUACAGGCCACGUCCACCUCGGUGACUCGCUGCCCACUUCAGGUGUCUCCUUCUCCGGUUGCUGCAGAGCCUCAUAAUGUAACAAUGAAUAUUUAAUACUCACCGGGAAGCAUCCAUCUGCCUUUCUGCAGAACGGCAUGGGCAGCUUUGUCACCACCCGGGGGGGUGACGUCAAAAGAACCAGUCAUUGGAAAAUCUGGUACAUUCCUCCUAGGCCAGUCCAGAAACGUAACGAAUGCCAAAGUGGAUACUGGAUGAUUUUGAGUCUUAAGGAUUCUUUGUAAUACAUCUAAGUUAGAUUGCUGCUCUUUUGUAAGUGAGCUUCCCGUGGUUCCUGACCGCUCACCUCCUGUCCUGCAGAUCGGUGAUGGGUGCUCAAGAUCCUUUCCUUUUCCUCCAACUAUGGUUGGGUUGGGCAUUGCCACCAGAAUGGACUGCUACAGCCUCACUUGUUGUGCCCCACGUUGGGCACCAUGUGUGGUGACCGAGUGCACGGACUCUUACUGUGAUCAAGUAAGAGUCUCUAUUGCAACCCGGCUAUGCUCCUUUUACACACUUUCCUUCCAGAGGUUUUCCUUCCACAAAACCCUCCAGCCCCCCUUUACAGUCCUUUGAUCCUUGUAUUUCUCAGGCUGGUAGGUACCUUAUCGCAACCUCCUGUUCCCGUGCCGGGUUUUGGUCACGCUUCGUUACUUUCCUCUUUCCUGGGCCUCGUGGCAGUCCUUGCUCUUAUCUCCUCUUGUUAUUUAUGUAUCCCCCACAUGUCUCUUGUCUUCAGAACUCCCUUCCUGGAUUUUCAUGAGUCUUAUCCACAUUUCUAAUUAAACCUACUUUUUCUACGUUUCCCACAAUUUAUCCAUAUACAUUGCUAAUUAAACCUACAUUUUCUAUA